Neomonachus schauinslandi (Hawaiian monk seal) is the source of this 2212-nucleotide messenger RNA. It is a transcript of the gene FLOT1, whose product is annotated as flotillin 1. The record is from RefSeq and is a predicted model, not a curated record. NCBI's taxonomy places the organism in Eukaryota, Metazoa, Chordata, Mammalia, Carnivora, Phocidae. The transcript is spliced from 13 exons. The coding region runs from base 176 to 1459 and encodes 427 amino acids. Gene Ontology annotation, biological process: positive regulation of cell-cell adhesion mediated by cadherin; regulation of receptor internalization; positive regulation of cell junction assembly. Gene Ontology annotation, cellular component: plasma membrane.
GGGGCGGGGUCGCGUCUGCCGCAGCAACAGGGUGCGGCCGAGUGAGGGGCGCGAGCGUCGGCCGGGCUGGCUGGAAGGCUGUCCUCUCCACCCCCGCGACCGCUGUUCCGCUCCCAGACCCGCUGCGCGCCCCGGCUGGGCCGCCGCCCGCGUGCGGGCAGCUUCAACCUCAGCCAUGUUUUUUACCUGUGGCCCAAAUGAGGCCAUGGUGGUCUCCGGUUUCUGCCGAAGCCCCCCAGUCAUGGUGGCUGGAGGACGUGUCUUUGUCCUGCCCUGCAUCCAGCAAAUCCAGAGGAUCUCUCUCAACACACUGACCCUCAAUGUCAAGAGUGAAAAGGUUUACACUCGCCAUGGGGUCCCCAUCUCAGUCACUGGCAUUGCCCAGGUGAAAAUCCAGGGGCAGAACAAGGAGAUGUUGGCGGCUGCCUGCCAGAUGUUCCUGGGGAAGACAGAGGCUGAGAUUGCCCACAUUGCACUGGAGACUCUGGAGGGCCACCAGAGGGCUAUCAUGGCUCACAUGACUGUGGAGGAAAUCUAUAAGGACAGGCAGAAAUUCUCAGAGCAAGUUUUCAAAGUGGCCUCCUCAGACCUGGUCAACAUGGGCAUCAGUGUGGUUAGCUACACCCUGAAGGACAUUCAUGAUGAUCAGGACUAUUUGCACUCCUUAGGGAAGGCUAGAACAGCUCAAGUCCAAAAAGAUGCUCGGAUUGGGGAAGCAGAAGCCAAAAGAGACGCUGGGAUCCGGGAAGCCAAAGCUAAGCAGGAAAAAGUGUCUGCUCAGUACCUGAGUGAGAUCGAGAUGGCCAAGGCGCAGAGAGACUAUGAGCUAAAGAAGGCUGCAUAUGACAUCGAGGUCAACACCCGCCGAGCGCAGGCUGACCUGGCCUAUCAACUUCAGGUGGCCAAAACUAAGCAGCAGAUCGAGGAGCAGCGGGUACAGGUGCAGGUGGUGGAGCGGGCCCAGCAGGUGGCAGUGCAGGAACAGGAGAUCGCCCGACGAGAGAAGGAGCUGGAGGCCCGAGUUCGGAAGCCCGCGGAAGCUGAGCGCUACAAGCUGGAGCGCCUAGCUGAGGCAGAGAAGUCCCAGCUGAUUAUGCAGGCUGAGGCAGAAGCUGAGUCUGUGAGGAUGCGUGGGGAGGCCGAGGCCUUUGCCAUAGGGGCUCGAGCCCGGGCUGAGGCUGAGCAGAUGGCCAAGAAGGCGGAAGCAUUCCAGCUGUACCAGGAGGCUGCUCAGCUGGACAUGCUGCUGGAGAAGCUGCCCCAGGUAGCAGAGGAGAUCAGUGGUCCCUUGACCUCAGCCAAUAAGAUCACACUGGUGUCCAGUGGAGGUGGGACCAUGGGGGCAGCCAAGGUGACCGGGGAAGUACUGGACAUCCUGAGCCGCCUGCCAGAGAGCGUGGAGAGACUCACAGGCGUCAGCAUCUCCCAGGUUAACCACAAGCCUUUGCGAACAGCUUGAGCCAACCGUCACCAAUGCCUAGCCUCAUGGUUGCCACAAUGGUCCCCAUACUGCAUGCAGAGCUGGCUUCCCUGAGCAUGCCCCUGACAGUGGGGUUUCACCCCUCAUCUCCUUGCCAAAUAGUCUUGUGGCUUGCCUUGGAGAGGAAGGGUUACUCUUCCCAACCCCACACUGCCAAGACUACCAGUCCCCCAGGGGUUCCAUGCCAGCCUUCUGAUUAUCCUACUCACCCCCAAUUUAACUUCCUAAUUAGACUGUGUGUACCUUUGUCUGGAAUUUUCCUGACCAAAACUGAGGGAUGGCCUGGAGGUUCUCAACUUUGUCAAAUCAACUGCUGUUGAUUAACUUAAUAAAGCAGAACUUAUUCAAAAUGAAUGCCGGAAUGUAGCUUAUUCCCUUCAAUAGACUUUUUAGAAUGGGAGAAGUUACCUUGUACACUGUUAAAAUUGUACAACUUUUUUUCUGCAAAAUUUGGUUAUAGGCAGAAAAAGCAUACUGAAAUGGAAGAAGUGGUGAGACUUGAACUAGUCCCCACAAUUACUGAAAAUAGGGCCAAGGAAAAUGAUAAGACUUAAAUUUCCAGGGUAGCUCUGAGACUUGCUUUGUGUACUUAGAAGCAUGUUGUAUUAGGUGGAAGUGUUACUUUAGAAUGGGACCAUUACGUGAUAUCCCCCACUGGUUAUCUUUCCUUUAUGUUAACGAGAAAAUCCCAAAGGGUAAGAGAAAACAGCAAGAUACCAUAACCCAAAUGAA